Messenger RNA from Mangifera indica (mango), 1165 nucleotides. RefSeq names its product glucuronoxylan 4-O-methyltransferase 3. Gene Ontology annotation, biological process: xylan biosynthetic process. The coding region runs from base 154 to 1077 and encodes 307 amino acids. Gene Ontology annotation, molecular function: glucuronoxylan 4-O-methyltransferase activity. Lineage: Eukaryota; Viridiplantae; Streptophyta; Magnoliopsida; Sapindales; Anacardiaceae. The transcript has a single exon. The record is from RefSeq and is a predicted model, not a curated record.
GUUCUUCCACUAUCUAUUUCUUUAAGAAAAAGAGUCCCUUUUUCUAAUGCUACAUUUUUCUAUCCUCCUUAGUCCUUAAUUUACUCCACUCGUUGAGCUUUGUCUCUGUCUCCCCUUCCCCAUAAUCACAAAAGCCUCAAAACCAAAGAAGCCAUGAGAUCCAAGCCUCAAUUUCCCCUCAACAUCAAGGUCAUUAUCCUCUUUGCCUUCUUACUCCUCCUCCUCUUCUUCAUAAUAAGAACAACCUUCUCAUCUUCAUCUUCUCAAGAAAUUAACUCCACCGCCAUUUCACAAACUAAUCUCUCAAACUCAACAAAUGAAGAUCAGGAACAACAACAAGAACAAGAAUCAACAAAACCACGUUGCCCUUCUAUUCCUUUCCCACAAACUUGCACCAAAGCUCCACCAUCUCUCGCCAACGCUCUUGUCCAUUAUGUAACUACAAACAUCACCCCACAACAAACCCUCAAGGAAAUCUCUGUCUCCUUGCGAGUGCUCGAGAAGAAAUCUCCCUGCAACUUCCUCGUCUUCGGCCUCGGCCAUGACAGCCUCAUGUGGACAUCUCUCAACCACGGAGGCCGUACAGUUUUCCUGGAAGAAGACAAAGCCUGGAUCCACCAAAUCAAAGAAAAAUUCCCAACUCUCGAAUCCUACCACGUCGAGUACGACACGAAAGUCCACCAAGCUGACGACUUGAUGAAGAUCGGAAUGGGAAAUGAAUGCAAGGCCGUGAGUGAUCCGAGGUUUUCAAAGUGUCAGCUAGCGCUGAAGGGGUUCCCGAGCGACGUUUAUGACAUAGAGUGGGAUUUAAUUAUGGUGGACGCUCCGACAGGGUAUCACGACGAGGCUCCGGGGAGGAUGAGCGCAAUAUACACGGCGGGGUUGAUGGCGAGGAACAGAGAGGAAGGGGAGACGGAUGUGUUUGUGCAUGAUGUAGAUAGAGUGGUGGAGGAUAAAUUUUCAAAGACGUUUCUUUGCGAAGGAUAUUUGAGAGAACAAGAAGGCAGGAUUAGGCAUUUUACAAUUCCAAAUCAUAGGAUUCUUUCGGAUAGGCCAUUUUGCCCUUUGCUUAAUUGAUUUAUUAUAUAUUUCUCCCUUUUUUUUUUUUCUUUCUUUGUGGAUGAAUAAGUAUUAUAUAUGAAAAGAGAAAUAGGGUUUCUUUUAA